This is a messenger RNA of Aspergillus ochraceoroseus IBT 24754, 1128 nucleotides long. Its product is annotated as metal homeostatis BSD2 family protein. The transcript has 3 exons. The record is from RefSeq and is a predicted model, not a curated record. Gene Ontology annotation, biological process: positive regulation of protein ubiquitination; metal ion transport; vacuolar transport. Bases 1 to 1128 code for a protein of 375 amino acids. Lineage: Eukaryota; Fungi; Ascomycota; Eurotiomycetes; Eurotiales; Aspergillaceae. Gene Ontology annotation, cellular component: Golgi apparatus; endoplasmic reticulum; perinuclear region of cytoplasm.
AUGAGCUCGCAGCGUUAUCAAAGGGUCAACGCCCACGACGAUGACGAUGAUGAUGAAACAUCCGUCCCUCCGUCAGUCCCUCUUCAGCCUACGCCCUCCUCUCCGCCCCCCUCGUUCCACUCCCGUUCUGUCUCGCCCUCUUCAAGACGCCUGCUCCGCGAUGACCCCUUGCACCGAAACAGUACAGACCAGACGCUUGCCGAUGCGUUCGAUGAUAGCGAAUCCGAGGCCGGUGACGAACCAGAUGACCGCCAGCGGCUGAUGCGGGCGCAGCCGGAACACUGGCCAGCAGCGGACACCGACAACCCAUCUGCACUGACAGAGGCUGCGUCCUCGUCUGGGGCAAGCAGUGGACCGCAGCCAGCGCAGUCGAAUGAGCAGCCCACACGACGAAUUCCGCGACGGCAAACCCUCUUACCGUUCUUCGGCACCUCCCCCAGUUCCGGAUCCGCUCGUGUCAUCAGUUCGUCGAAUGAUGGAGUUUUUGCAAAUCUCGCAGCUAAACCGGAACGAGGAGAGAAGACUGAAGAUCUACCGCCCUCGUAUGAAGAAGCCGCCGCGGAUGCCACUCCCCCUUACUGGGAGACGACGAUUGUGGCCCCGGGGAUUUCCUCGGAUGAAGUCUAUGUGGAUGGGCUGCCGGUCGGCUCCAUCUUCUCGUUCGUGUGGAAUGCCAUGAUCUCCAUGUCUUUCCAGUUGGUAGGCUUUCUCUUAACCUACCUGCUUCAUACUACACAUGCAGCAAAGAAUGGAAGUCGGGCUGGUCUCGGCCUCACUUUGGUACAAUACGGCUUUUACAUGACAGGCAGCAAUGAUUCGAAAGGAUCGGAUGGAGAUUCCGGGGACUACAUUACUCCCCCGGACCCUAAUAGCCAUAAUUUUGAUCCGAAUAACGUUGUCGAUAGUGCGAGUUCAGGAGGCGACGGAGGUGGUGGCGCAGUAUCGUCUAUUACCACAAGCGAGUGGAUUUCCUAUGUCUUGAUGAUUGUUGGUUGGUUUAUCUUAAUUCGGGCCAUCAGCGACUUCCUCCGGGCUCGACGCCAUGAGCAACUGGUCUUGCAGAGUCCCGAGCGCGGGCUCAGCGUUCCGGUAAUUGCUGAGGGCGAGAGAUCGGAGACUGUCGUCUGA